AUGAAUUCUCUUCCCAGCCCACCCAACUCGGAGUCCGACGCCCGAUGGAAGCCGGCCAUUGCGACCGUUAGCCUCGGAGCCGCCCACCUGCACCCGUUGACGGCCAAAAUUGAUGCUGCUGCAAAGAAUGGCCAGCAAGGCCUCGAGCUCUUUCACGAUGAUCUAGCGCAGCUUGCCAAGACGCUAUGCUGUCAGUCAUCAUGCGCUGUUCCAGAUCGCUCCGAUCGGGAGUACGAGAUUGACGCCGCACACGCCAUCCGCGACCUCUGUGCGCAGCGCGAUCUUCAAGUGCUGGCGCUGCAGCCCUUUCGCCAUUACGAAGGCCUCAUCGAUCCAGCCCGGCACGCGGAGCGCAUUGACGAGUUCAAGCACUGGGUAAAACUGGCCAAGAUCCUUGGAGAUAAUCUCUUCAUUUUAAUCCCGUCAUCCUUCCUAGAUGCUUCCGAGAUCACUGGGGACCGAGACCGGUUAGCGGCUGAUUUAGCCGAGGCGGCCGAUCUGGCAUGUCCCGUGCGCGUCGCCUACGAGGCGCUUGCCUGGGGUACACACAUCAACACUUGGGAGGAUUCUUGGGACCUGGUGCGGCGGGCCAACCGGCCUAAUCUGGGUAUCUGUCUGGAUACUUUCAAUAUCGCGGCUCGCCUGUGGGCCGAUCCUACCAGUGCAACGGGACGUCAGCCGGCCAGUGCGGACAAGGAAUUGCAGGAGUCGAUGGAUCGGCUGGUUCGAGAGGUCGAUCCGGACCGCGUGAUGAUCGUUCAACUGGCCGAUGGUGAGCGGGUCGACCCAAAAGUUCACUUUCUCCAAGCACCGGGAAUGCUCAAGCUGCUGGCGUGGUCGCGGAAUGCUCGUCUGUUCCCGUGCGAGGAAGAGCGAGGUGGCUAUCUUCCGAUCCGAGACGUCGCGGAUGCCUGUCUCAAUCGCUUAGGGUACUCGGGAUGGGUCAGCAUGGAGGUAUUCUCGCGGACUCUCGGGGUUGAUAACCCGCAGGUGGCCGAUGAGCAUGCCGCACGGGCUAGCAGGUCCUGGCGGCGGAUGUUGGACUCUCUAGAAGGGAAACCGGCGAAUGAUCCCCUUACAUCUUAG
This is a messenger RNA of Penicillium lagena, 1086 nucleotides long. Its product is annotated as sugar phosphate isomerase/epimerase family protein. The record is from RefSeq and is a predicted model, not a curated record. The transcript has a single exon. NCBI's taxonomy places the organism in Eukaryota, Fungi, Ascomycota, Eurotiomycetes, Eurotiales, Aspergillaceae. The coding region runs from base 1 to 1086 and encodes 361 amino acids.